Messenger RNA from Caenorhabditis remanei, 327 nucleotides. RefSeq lists its product as uncharacterized. Gene Ontology annotation, molecular function: peptidyl-prolyl cis-trans isomerase activity. The record is from RefSeq and is a predicted model, not a curated record. Lineage: Eukaryota; Metazoa; Nematoda; Chromadorea; Rhabditida; Rhabditidae. The coding region runs from base 1 to 327 and encodes 108 amino acids. The transcript has 2 exons.
AUGGGCGUCGAUAGACAAAUUCUCGUCGAGGGCGACAACGUCACCAAGCCAAAGCAAGGACAAACUGUCACCUGCCACUACGUGCUCACUCUUGAGAACGGAACGAAGGUCGACUCGUCUCGCGAUCGUGGAUCUCCAUUCAAGUUCAAGAUUGGAAAGGGAGAGGUCAUCAAGGGAUGGGACCAAGGAGUCGCUCAGAUGUCCGUCGGUGAGAAGUCGAAGCUCACCAUCUCCGCCGAUCUCGGCUACGGAGCACGUGGAGUUCCACCACAAAUCCCCGCCAACGCCACCCUCAUCUUCGAGGUCGAGCUUCUCGGAGUCAACUAA